AGCAGAGGCAGGGCACGGUAGUGCAGGCUUGUCAACACAGCCACAGCACCUAGUUCAGCAGUAAUCCCAACACCGGAACAAUCUAUUGUAACUGCUAGCCUCCACCUCUGUACGUUAGCUGCUCUGGAUAAGAGCAUCUGCCAAGUUAUUGUGGUGUAAAUGUAAUGUCACUAGUGUGAAUCAUACUUGUGAUACACAUACAAACCUACUAGCACGAUUGUAGAAACUGUAAAAAGGUUUCAAAUUUACUGUCCUUCAAAGAAAGAUUAAUGUCUCUCAUUCAGCUUAAACCAUGUCCGUAUGUGUACUUAUGUAUCAAUCAAAAUCAACAAAUUAAUAAAUCAAAUAAAAUAUUCUUAUUUGGAACGCUUUGAGAUAAUGACAAGAUUGCAAAACAAUCUAGAUUGUUAUAAUAUGCAAAAAGGAAAUUACGAAUUGGCAGAAUAUCUCUCCACUAUCAGAGAUAUGAAGCCAAAUCCUUACUAAAUACAGAAGUGAUCACACCCUGCCCAUUGAAACAGGAAGGAACAAAAAAACCUUUGCCCCAAACAGGAAAGAACAUGUAAUGACUGUGAAACAGGAGAGGUUGAGACAGAAAUAUACUCCCUUCUACACUGCAAUGAAUAUGUAAAUAUACAGAAAUUUGCAAGUUCUUCGAAAAAAUAAAAUAAUACUUCCAAAUUUUGCCAGAGAGAGAUAGAGAGAGACUUUGACUUUUAAAAAACCCUUUAUUUAACAUAACUUUAAACAAAGGGCAUUAUAAAUAAAAAAUAGAGAAACAACCCAUAUCGAUGACCUUAUAUCCCACCCAAUUGAGCUACCCCCAAACAACACCAACCCCCAUACCACCUACAACAUAACCAGAACAUUAAAAAAGCAAGAAAGAAAAAACAAAAACAAAAAAACAAAUUUUGCCAGAGAGAGUGUGUAUGUGUGUGUGUGUGUGUGUGAAAUGAAAAGCCAUUCCAAAACUGAUCAUGAGAGGGCGCCAGAGCAGUGCUGUACAGUUCUCCUGCCUGGGGACUCACUGCCCAGUUAGGGAGCAAAUGCAUUUCCCUAAUCUACUCCACAUAGCAAAAUUCACCACUCAACAGCUGGGUUAACCAAAGUCCAAACUGGUGUUCAUUGUAACCAGUGAAACAAGAUAUAUGAAACAAGUGCAGAGUUUGGUUCUAUAGGGGGUUGCACGUUUGAUUCUCUGCUGAGGCACUACCCUUGUAGCCGUAAACUAGGUUCCAAAUUGCUUUAGAAAAUAUCCAGCUAGUGUUAAUGGAAUGUAAUAUGCAAUGGAUAUGUAAGGAAUGUAAGCUGCUGCUCUGGAUGAAGGUGUGUGCUUUAUGCCUUAAUUUAACAUCAUUUGACUGGUGUUAAUGUCACUGAAAAGUGUUCUUUUAUGCACAUCAUUUUUCCGGGUGUAUCUCACCACCCGUCUAAGCCCCUCCCGGCACUCGGCACCGGGACCCGACCUGCAGUUUGGGGGCCGCUGAGAGAAAGACGGCGAUGGGGGCGGGGGCAGAGCGGGCACCCGCGGCUCUGUGCAGCUGCACACUGGUGUUCAGCGACGGGCGGCGGGGCCAGACAGAGCCUCAUUGUUCCCGAGGUGGGGGUCAGCUGACCGCCACAUCGUUCCGCCCACCCGUAGCCGUGACCGCUGUGGCGCAUUAAUGGUGUCCUCUGAAGCCUCACAUUUCGCAUGGUGGAAAAACUUUCAGAAACCCGCUAUCAACAUGUUUACAUAUUAUGACACGUUUGAGGUGUUAUCAGCUUAUGAGAGCGGACGUUUCGGUUGUGGUUACGCAAGAUAAAAAGGAAAUUAAGCAUACAGUCUUCUGUUCACGGUUUUUAUUAUCCGCCCUGUGCUCUACAUUCUGCACACUGAACACUGCACACUAUGUACUGCACACUGUACACUGCUCUACACAGGCCCUGCAGGGCAGAGAGGGUUUCAAACAUGCCGGUGUUCUCUCCUGCAGGGCAUAAAGGGUUAUUAAAAACGCUGGUGUUCUCUGCUGGAAGAACUGUGCCCCCCUUACCCUUUAAAAGCAUUCUUCUGUCAGCUGCUUUGCCUCAGGGAAACACACACACAUAUAUACACACACACACGCACACACACACACACGCACAAGCACUGGUACACACACACAUAACCGCACACAUACCCGUGUGCGUACAUUCACAUGCACACAUAGAAACACACGCACACACAUAUGCGUACACACACGCACACAUCCACCUGUCCAUACAAUCAUGCGUCCAUACAAUCAAGCAGACUUUCACGUAGGCACUCACAUGCACACGUGCACCUACACAGGAACACAUGCAUGCACAUGCACACACAUUUUAUGGAACAAAUUUCCUAGGGGAAGAUCUUAUCAUCGGAAAGCCUGCGUCUUUUGGGAGAGACUUACAGGGUAGGGGUAGGUGCAUAAAUAGAUAGACUAAAAAUGGAGGGGGGGGGGAGCUGGACCUGUUGCUGGAUGUGUUUCUAAACAAACAGAAAGUGGGAGCAGGAGUGGGAGGGGUGUGGUACUGUAUCUGCUCAAAAAGGAAAAAAGAAAGGAGGAGGACAUUUGGGAGGAGGGAAAGAGGGAGAGAGAGGCAGAAAAGAGAUGGACAUGAUGUAGACAGAAACAACACUAUAUAUAUAAAGGAGAAAGAAAGAGAAAAAGCAGUGUGAUUACAAGUGCGUAUCUGCAAAAGGAAGCCAGGAGAGAGUGGACAGACAAACGAGUGCUGGGGAAGCAGAGGAAAAGAGCUGGGAACAGAGGAAGAGACACAGGCAGGACGGGAGAAGAAGGGAGACCGGAAUUAGAGAAAGGAAAGGAGAGAGAGAGCAUGAGAGAGAGAGAGAGAGAGAGAGAGAGAGAGAGGGAGAGAGGGAGGGAGAGAGCGUGAGACAGCUGCAAUAAAGAACAAGUAACAAGUGGAGUCAGUUGAACAGAGAGACAGAGAGAGAGAGAGAGAGAGAGAGAGACCAAAAAAGGACUGAAGCCAGAGCAGACUUGACAGACGCUGAAGAGGAAAAGCAGGAAAAGUGAGGAAAAGAGAGCAAACGAGUGGGAAAGAGAGAGAGAGAAAGGAGGAGAGCGGUCCAUGUUCUACUGUCAGCUGGAUAGGCAAAGAGGGAAAGAGAGAGAGGAAGAGAGUGACAGAGGCAGAGUAAAGAAAAAAGCCAGAAAGGCCGAAGCACAGCCGAAAGUGAACCGGAGAGAGAGAGCGACAGUGCGACAGAGCAGAGGGAGGUAGAGCGGGCGGGGGAGCGGGACGGCCGGUGAGGGCACGAUGCGGACCCUGCGGAGCUGCUGAGGCCGGCGCUGGGGUGGGCCACAUGUCGACGGGCACUGACCCGCGGGAGCUGGCCCUGCCGGGCACGGGGACGCACGGGCCAGUGGGGCUGCAGACGCUGCUGGACCUGCUGGUGGGCGUGUACCAGGAGUUCCUGUCCUCACCCUUCACCAGGGAGAAGUUCGUCUCGGGCUUCCUCAAGUGGGCGGAGCCCCUGGUGAGACAGGUGAAGAAGAUGCGAAUACAGAAGGACGACUUUGACAUCCUCAAGGUGAUUGGCCGCGGAACCUUCAGUGAGGUUGCCGUGGCGCGCAUGCGCAGCACGCAGCAGGUCUAUGCCCUGAAGAUCAUGAACAAGUGGGACAUGCUGAAACGGGGGGAGACAGCAUGUUACCAGGAGGAGCGGGAGGUCCUGCUGAAGGGGGAUCCACUCUGGAUCACAAAGCUCCACUACGCCUUCCAGGAUGACAACUACCUGUACCUGGUGAUGGAUUACUACGUUGGCGGAGACCUGCUUACGCUGCUUAGUAAAUUUGGGGACCGCUUCCCUGAAGACAUGGCUCACUUCUACCUGGCUGAGAUGGUCAUGGCCAUCAACUCUAUCCACAGACUGGGCUACGUACACAGGGAUAUCAAGCCUGACAACAUCCUGCUGACGGCCGGGGGCCACGUGCGGCUGGGGGACUUUGGGUCCUGCCUGAGACUGCAGAAGGACGGAAUGGUCUACUCGUCCCUGGCGGUGGGGACUCCAGACUACCUGUCCCCUGAGAUCCUGCGGGCCGUAGAGGGGGGAGGGGGGUAUGGCCUGGAGUGUGACUGGUGGGCGCUUGGCGUCUGCGCCUACGAGAUGCUGUUCGGGACCACGCCCUUCUACGCAGAGUCUCUCACUGAGACCUAUGCCAAAAUCAUCCACUUUCAGGAUCACUUUGAGCUCCCUCCCGCUGGCUCUGAGGUGUCUGCAGAGGCGCGCUCCCUCAUGGCCGGCCUGAUCUGUGAGCGGGAGGAGCGUCUGGGCUCCGGGGGCUUUGAGGACUUCGCUAACCACCCCUUCUUCUGUGGCCUGGACUGGGAUUCCCUGCACCUCCUCCCCGGCCCCUUCCAGCCCGAGGUCUCCAACGCCACCGACACCUCCAACUUCGACGUGGUGGACGACUGCCUCAGCGACACGGAGACGCUGUGUGAUGUGAUGGACAGGGUGCCUGUGGGGGUCCACCUGGCCUUUGUUGGCUUCUCCUACACAGCAACCAGAGAAACAGGUGCUCAGGACCACAGCCAUGACAUCAUGAUGGAGAUUGAUAAUCGACCAAUGAGAGAUUCCAAACGGCUACUGUUCCAAGAGAAUCUGAAUGAGGUAUGGCAGCUCAGUGAGGACCUGCAGGCCACCCUGCCUGCCGUGCUGAAGCUCCCCCUAGAGCCGGGACAGGGUACUGCGGAAUCUCCACACUGCGUGGAUGAAACAAUCCAGAGCUCUGCACACACUCUGGAUCUAGACAGGAGACUGCGGGAGGCAGAGAGGAGGAACAGAGAGAUAGAGGAAGAGAUGGAGAGACUGAGGAAGGAGAUAAAGACCCUGAGGGACAUCAGGGAGACAGAGCUGAGUGUCUGCCUGCCACGCCCCUCUCUGCCUGCCCACCACCCGGACCCCACGGGGGACGGAGCAACAGCGCCCCCUGCCUGCCAUUACCCACUGGUCAUCCCUCUUCUCCGUCACCUGCUGCUGUUCCACAGGGUGCGCUGGCCCCAGGUGGUGUGUGAAGGUUACCUGCUGGUGUGUGCCGAGGGAGCAGAGCUGCAAGCCUGGAGCAGAAAGUGCUGUGCAGACCUGUCCUAAUGUCCUGCUCUCCCCCCCAACCCGCACCAAUGGACCUGUCCUAAUGUCCUGCUCUCCCCACCAAUCCGCACCGAUGGACCUGUCCUAAUGUCCUGCCCUCCCCCCAAUCCGCACCAAUGGACCUGUCCUAAUGUCCUGCUCUCCCUCCCAACCCGCACCAAUGGACCUGUCCUAAUGUCCUGCUCUCCCCCCCAACCCGCACCAAUGGACCUGUCCUAAUGUCCUGCUCUCCCCCUCAACCCGCACCAAUGGACCUGUCCUAAUGUCCUGCUCUCCCCCUCAACCCGCACCAAUGGACCUGUCCUAAUGUCCUGCUCUCCCCCCCAAUCCGCACCAAUGGACCUGUCCUAAUGUCCUGCUCUCCCCCUCAACCCGCACCAAUGGACCUGUCCUAAUGUCCUGCUCUCCCCCUCAACCCGCACCAAUGGACCUGUCCUAAUGUCCUGCUCUCCCCCCCAACCCGCACCAAUGGACCUGUCCUAAUGUCCUGCUCUCCCCACCAAUCCGCACCGAUGGACCUGUCCUAAUGUCCUGCCCUCCCCACAACCCGCACCAAUGGACCUGUCCUAAUGUCCUGCCCUCCCCACAACCCGCACCAA
Messenger RNA from Anguilla anguilla (European eel), 5715 nucleotides. Its product is annotated as myotonin-protein kinase-like. The transcript is spliced from 15 exons. The coding region runs from base 3329 to 5116 and encodes 595 amino acids. Gene Ontology annotation, cellular component: cytoplasm; cytoskeleton. Gene Ontology annotation, biological process: peptidyl-threonine phosphorylation; actomyosin structure organization. NCBI's taxonomy places the organism in Eukaryota, Metazoa, Chordata, Actinopteri, Anguilliformes, Anguillidae. The record is from RefSeq and is a predicted model, not a curated record. Gene Ontology annotation, molecular function: protein serine/threonine kinase activity; ATP binding.